Molecule: messenger RNA, 2796 nt
Organism: Sebastes umbrosus (honeycomb rockfish)
Lineage: Eukaryota; Metazoa; Chordata; Actinopteri; Perciformes; Sebastidae
Gene: cat
Product: catalase
Exons: 13
Coding region: 79-1662 (527 amino acids)
Biological process (GO): response to hydrogen peroxide; hydrogen peroxide catabolic process
Cellular component (GO): mitochondrion; cytoplasm; peroxisome
Molecular function (GO): heme binding; catalase activity
Source: RefSeq, a predicted model, not a curated record
UGACCUUCAGGAUAAAUAAAACAGCACCUACUCACCAGUUUGUGGUCUAAACCGUCCAGUAACACUGACCCAGUCGAGAUGGCUGAAAACAGAGAUAAAGCUUCGGAUCAAAUGAAGAUAUGGAAGGAGAACAGGAGCUCUCAGAGGCCAGACACACUGACCACCGGGGGUGGCAAUCCCAUUGGAGACAAGCUGAACCAGAUGACUGCUGGACCGAGGGGUCCUCUGCUGGUCCAAGAUGUGGUGUUCACCGAUGAGAUGUCCCACUUUGACCGGGAGCGAAUCCCGGAGAGAGUGGUUCAUGCCAAAGGGGGAGGAGCGUUUGGUUACUUGGAGGUGACUCAUGACAUCUCUCGCUACUGCAAGGCCAAGAUGUUCGAGCAUGUCGGCAAGACUACACCUAUCGCUAUCCGCUUCUCCACUGUGGCUGGCGAAUCCGGAUCAGCAGACACAGUGCGAGACCCUCGAGGCUUUGCAGUCAAGUUUUACACUGAGGAGGGCAACUGGGACCUGACUGGCAACAACACCCCCAUUUUCUUCAUCAAGGACGCCAUGCUGUUCCCGUCCUUCAUCCACACCCAGAAGCGCAAUCCCCAAACCCACAUGAAAGACCCCGACAUGAUGUGGGACUUCUUGAGCCUGAGGCCUGAGUCUCUGCAUCAGGUGUCGUUCCUUUUCAGCGAUCGAGGUUUGCCAGAUGGAUUCCGUCACAUGAACGGCUACGGCUCUCACACCUUCAAAAUGGUCAAUGUCUAUGACGAGCGUUACUACUGCAAGUUCCACUUCAAGACUGAUCAAGGAAUCAAGAAUCUGACCGUGGAGGAGGCAGGCCUACUGGCUUCCGACAACCCAGAUUAUGCCAUUGGAGACCUGUUCAACGCCAUCGCCAAUGGCAACUUCCCAUCCUGGACCUUCUACAUCCAGAUCAUGACCUUCGAGCAGGCUGAGCAGUUCCAGUUCAACCCCUUCGACCUCACCAAGAUUUGGCCACAGAAAGAAUACCCUUUGAUCCCCGUGGGCAAACUGGUACUCAACAGGAACCCAGCCAACUACUUUACAGAGGUGGAGCAGCUGGCCUUUGACCCCAGCAACAUGCCACAAGGCAUCGAGCCAAGCCCCGACAAGAUGCUGCAGGGUCGUCUCUUCGCCUACCCAGACACGCAUCACCACCGGCUGGGAGCCAACUACCUGCAGAUCCCCGUCAACUGCCCCUACAGGGCCCGUGUGAGCAACUACCGGCGUGAUGGCCCGAUGUGCGUGACUGACAACCAAGGUGGAGCUCCAAACUACUAUCCCAACAGCUUCAGUGCUCCAGAGACCCAGCCUCGGUUUGUGGAGUCCAAGUUCAAGGUGUCCCCAGAUGUGGCCCGUUACAACACUGACGAUGAAGACAAUGUCACACAGGUUCGUAACUUCUACAUGCGGGUCCUGAACGAAGAGGAACGCCAGAGACUGUGCCAGAACUUGGCAGGGUCCCUGAAGGCAGCCCAGCUCUUCAUCCAAAAACGCAUGGUCGAGACCUUGAAGGCUGUUCAUCCAGACUAUGGAAGCCGGGUUCAGACCCAUCUCAACAAGUACAAUGCCGAGGCCCAGAAGAACACAUCUGUGCACGUUUACAGCCGUCCAGGAGCCUCGGCCAUCACCGCGGCCUCCAAGAUGUGAUGCCUUAACCUUCCACCAGGGCCCCCCCCGCUCAUUUAUCUAAGAGCUAAUGCACUCAACGUGAUUACCAACUACUACUACCAGUGACAAGAUUGUACUUAACUUUCCAAAACUGAAAUACUAGCCUUGUAGUGUCAGGGUUGGGGUUAGUUCGUUUUUAAUUCAGUCAAUCAAAACAUUUGAUUUCUUCAAAAUUCUCGAAGCUAUAGCAAUAUUCAGGAGGCUCUGGAUCUCUGAUAAAGGUUAAUUUGUCUUGAUUGGACAGCUUUUUUGAAAAGAAAUCACCAGGAUUUGUUUUUUGCAAAUAAAGUAAUCAAAGAUUCUGACCGAUUUGACCACUUAACUGCCUUGAAAGUAAUUUAAAAGUAUUUUUAUUUUAUUUGCAUUUUGAUUUGAUUGCGUCAAAUCAAUUAACCCCAACUGCUGUUGAGGAGUUAUUUCCACUACAGCUAAAUCAAUAAUGCCUUUUUGUGUACUAAAACUACCAAAUACAGAUUGUUUUAACCUUAAUAUUGGAAGAAUCAGUUAUGAAAUGCUCUGUUUGAUGUUGUAGUUUUCAACAUGUAUUCUUCUGUAGAAAGAGACUGUGUCAUUAGUAACCUAAUAGUUAAAGUUGUACAUUGACAGUAAAUCUACAUUGACUACUAAGUUCUGAUCUGAAAUGGUAAUAAAAUGUAUGACUGCCCAAAAUAAUUCCUCCCUAUUUGGGGUUUAACAGCAUAUUACAAAAUCUGAUCAAGUUUGGAGAGGAGAGGAGAAUUCUUUCAGACUCACCUUUCAAGUUUAAAGAUCUCAUGUUGGUCACUUUCAACCUGAGAAGAGACCACAAAGGAUGCAAUCAAUCCAUCGAGUGUAUCACCGUCCAACCUGAAUUGUCCAUGCAACCUGUUAUUUUAGUGUAUUUGUAAACUCUCAAAUGUUUGAUCUUGAUCUGAAUGUAACUGAUUAUUUUUUUUUAUUAAUGUUGAAAUUGUGUCAGAUGAGACGUGUGUUUAGUGCCUGUAUUAAUUCAUUUGUAAUCAAAGCUUAUCGGCAGCUACCAUUUGUCUCCAUUUCUUCUGUUCCCGCUGUUUUUAUGUGAGGUGAAAAUGAAAUGUAAUUGAGCUGAUUGACUAAAAACAUUUUUUAUUUUAA